GGAUCCAUCCGGGGCCUUGGCGCUCUCCUUCCUUUCGCGCCGGGCGCUGAGCUGUGUGGCGGCUCCAUGUGCGCAGCUCGUCUCUAGCCCCGGACUGUGACAGGGAAGCGGCGCGUCUCCGGCACCAUGGACCCCAGCAUUCUGAUCGAGGCCCUGCGGGGCACCAUGGACCCGGCCCUGAGGGAGGCGGCCGAGCGGCAGCUCAACGAGUCCCACAAGUCUGUGAACUUCGUGUCCACCCUGCUGCAGAUCACCAUGUCCGAGCAGCUGGAGCUGCCAGUGCGGCAAGCAGGUGUCAUAUACCUGAAGAAUAUGAUCACUCAGUAUUGGCCGGAUCGCGAAGUGACCCCCGGAGAAGUGCCCACUCACACGAUCCCCGAGGAGGAUCGCCACUGCAUCCGAGAGAAUAUUGUGGAGGCCAUCAUCCAGUCCCCAGAGCUGAUCAGGGUCCAGCUCACCACCUGCAUCCAUCACAUCAUCAAACACGACUACCCGAACCGCUGGACCGCCGUCGUGGAGAAGAUCGGCUUCUAUCUGCAGUCGGAUAACAGCGCCUGCUGGCUGGGGAUCCUGCUCUGCCUCUACCAGCUGGUGAAAAACUACGAAUAUAAGAAACCGGAGGAGAGGAGUCCGCUCAUUGCCGCUAUGCAACACUUCCUGCCCAUGCUGAAGGAGCGCUUCAUCCGUCUGCUUCCUGACCCCUCCGAGCAGUCGGUCCUGAUCCAGAAACAGAUCUUUAAGAUUUUCUACGCCCUGGUCCAGUAUACGUUGCCGCUGGAGUUGAUUAAUCAGCCGAACCUGACUGAAUGGAUAGAGAUCCUGAAGACUGUGGUGGAUCGGGACGUUCCUGCCGAGACCCUCCAGGUUGAUGAGGAUGACCGGCCUGAGCUGCCAUGGUGGAAGUGUAAGAAGUGGGCGCUGCACAUCUUGGCCCGGCUGUUUGAGAGGUACGGGAGUCCGGGCAACGUGUCCAAGGAGUACAAUGAAUUUGCUGAAGUGUUUCUGAAGGCCUUUGCAGUUGGCGCUCAGCAGGUUCUGCUGAAGGUUCUCUACCAGUACAAGGAGAAGCAAUACCUGGCGCCCCGAGUCCUGCAGCAGACGCUCAACUAUCUCAACCAGGGGGUGUCCCAUGCUCUGACGUGGAAGAACUUGAAGCCGCACAUCCAGGGCAUCAUUCAGGACGUCAUCUUCCCUCUGAUGUGCUACACGGACUCUGAUGAAGAGCUAUGGCAGGAGGACCCCUAUGAAUACAUCCGCAUGAAAUUUGACGUGUUUGAGGACUUUAUCUCCCCCACGACUGCGGCCCAGACCCUGCUCUUCACGUCCUGCAGUAAGAGGAAGGAGGUUUUGCAGAAGACGAUGGGAUAUUGUUACCAGAUUCUGACGGAGCCCGCAGCGGAUCCCCGAAAGAAAGACGGCGCCCUCCAUAUGAUCGGGUCCUUGGCAGAAAUCCUACUGAAGAAAAAGAUCUACAAGGAUCAGAUGGAGUUCAUGCUGCAGAACCACGUGUUCCCCCUCUUCAGCAGCGAGCUGGGCUACAUGAGGGCGAGGGCCUGCUGGGUGCUCCACUAUUUCUGUGAAGUGAAGUUCAAGAAUGACCAGAACCUGCAGACGGCUUUAGAGCUGACCAGACGGUGUCUCAUCGAUGACCGGGAGAUGCCUGUGAAAGUGGAGGCCGCCAUCGCCCUUCAGGUUCUCAUCAGCAAUCAGGAGAAAGCCAAGGAGUAUAUCGCCCCCUUCAUCAGGCCUGUGAUGCAAGCCUUGCUGCACAUCAUCCGCGAGACUGAGAACGAUGACCUCACCAAUGUCAUCCAGAAGAUGAUCUGCGAGUACAGCGAAGAGGUGACGCCCAUAGCGGUGGAGAUGACGCAGCACCUGGCAAUGACUUUCAAUCAAGUCAUUCAGACGGGUCCCGAUGAAGAGGGCAGCGAUGAUAAGGCCGUUACAGCCAUGGGAAUCCUCAACACGAUCGACACCCUUCUCAGCGUUGUGGAGGAUCAUAAAGAGAUCACUCAGCAGCUGGAAGGGAUCUGCCUCCAGGUCAUCGGCACCGUUCUGCAGCAGCACGUUCUAGAGUUUUAUGAAGAGAUCUUCUCCCUGGCGCACAGUCUCACCUGCCAGCAGGUGUCGGCUCAGAUGUGGCAGCUCCUUCCACUGGUGUUUGAGGUCUUUCAGCAGGACGGAUUUGACUACUUCACGGAUAUGAUGCCUCUGCUGCAUAACUAUGUGACUGUGGACACGGACACCCUCCUGUCAGACACCAAGUACCUGGAGAUGAUCUACAGUAUGUGUAAAAAGGUGCUGACGGGUGUGGCUGGGGAAGACGCUGAAUGUCACGCAGCUAAGCUGCUAGAAGUUGUCAUCUUACAGUGUAAGGGACGUGGGAUUGACCAGUGCAUCCCGUUAUUUGUUGAAGCCGCUCUGGAGAGGUUGACCCGGGAAGUGAAGACGAGUGAGCUGAGAACCAUGUGCCUCCAGGUGGCCAUAGCUGCUUUGUACUACAGUCCUCCCCUCCUUCUCAACACCUUGGAAAACCUGCGCUUCCCCAACACCGUGGAGCCCGUCACAAACCACUUCAUCAAGCAGUGGCUGAACGAUGUGGACUGUUUCCUGGGGUUACAUGAUCGGAAGAUCUGCGUCCUGGGACUGUGUGCCAUUAUAGAACUGGAGCAGCGGCCCCAAGUCCUGGCCGAGAUCUCCGCACAAAUUCUGCCCGCCUUCAUCCUCUUAUUUAAUGGUCUGAAGAGAGCUUAUGCCUGCCAUGCAGAGCAAGAAAACGACAGUGACGAUGAGGAGGAUGGCGAGGAGGAAGACGAAGCUGAACUUGGUAGUGAUGAGGAUGACAUAGAUGAAGACGGCCAGGAAUACCUGGAGAUGUUGGCUAAGCAAGCGGGAGAGGAUGGGGAUGAUGAGGAUUGGGAGGAAGAUGAUGCAGAGGAAACGGCACUUGAGGGUUAUACCACGCUGAUCGAUGAUGAAGACAACCCUGUAGAUGAAUAUCAGAUAUUUAAAGCUAUAUUUCAAAAGCUGCAGGGUCUGGACCCGGCCUGGUAUCAGGCUCUCACACAAGGACUAAAUGAAGAGCAAGGAAAGCAGUUACAGGACAUCGCCACGCUGGCAGAUCAGAGGCGGGCGGCUCAUGAAUCCAAAAUGAUUGAGAAACACGGAGGAUACAAGUUCAAUGCUCCAGUUGUGCCAAGUUCCUUCCAUUUUGGCGGCCCGGCCCCAGGCAUGAAUUGAGCUGUCACUUCCUUUUCCUGCUGACGUGUGACUGAUUGUAGUGAGAAGCUUGUGUUCCUCCGAUAGUGGAUCCAGAAGUGGCUCUAGGAUUCUGGAGAGUGUGAGAGCGGAUCAUGCGGCCCUGGGACGGCAAACACACGGGGGUUUCCUUUAUAUUCUUUUUUAUUUUUAUUUUUUGAGCUCUGCUUCCAAACUGAGGAGAUCUGGCGCCCACGGGGGACAUGUCAUCGUGGCAGCUUUUUUUUUUUUCUUCUUCUCCUGUGGGAGGGGGUAGAAAUCUUCACGAUCUGGUGGAAAACGCGGGACUAUUUAAAAUCUUUCACGACUCACAAGGGCCAAUUUUACUUCACCCGUUUUAGUGUCUUUAGCCUAAACACAUUUGUUGCCUCAGAUCAAUGUUCAUUCUUUUUAUUGUAGAAUAAAAUGGCGGCCAAUGAUUUGUAGCCGAAUAGGACAGACCCGGCCGCUCCUGAUGCAGAAUGUUGAACACUUGUAGCACUACACCAAUUAUGAAAUACGGACAUGAACAGCACUUUUAUACCUGACCUUCCCGCCCCGUGAAAUAAAAAAGAAUUUGGCAGCUGAUUUUUCAGUUUCUGCGUUAGAAGGGAUGUGCGGGGCCGGCGGCGGCGGCGUCCACUUCGCUGCAGGUUGUUCUGGCGGCUCCGAGUCGCUCCCUGGAGGUAACUUGAAUUAGAAGGGGUUGGUAAGACAUUGCUGCUGCCGUCAGCGACACCCUCUGUCCUUUUUGUUCUUUUCUUCCAUUUCUCUUAAACCUCUAAGAUGUUUGAUUCAAUUUGGACUCGAAGCGGUCACGUAAGCGGAGACAGACGGCCUUCAUCUUCUGACGCAUGUUAUAAUUGGACACGAAUCUCUACUCUCAAAGAGUUUGAAGUGUGUGGCUGAAACAUCUGUAUAUGCAAUCUAUUAAAAAGAUACCAAGAUGAA
Molecule: messenger RNA, 4188 nt
Organism: Bufo bufo (common toad)
Lineage: Eukaryota; Metazoa; Chordata; Amphibia; Anura; Bufonidae
Gene: IPO7
Product: importin 7
Exons: 25
Coding region: 127-3240 (1037 amino acids)
Biological process (GO): protein import into nucleus
Cellular component (GO): nuclear envelope; cytosol
Molecular function (GO): small GTPase binding
Source: RefSeq, a predicted model, not a curated record